Molecule: messenger RNA, 1611 nt
Organism: Oncorhynchus nerka (sockeye salmon)
Lineage: Eukaryota; Metazoa; Chordata; Actinopteri; Salmoniformes; Salmonidae
Product: L-asparaginase
Exons: 7
Coding region: 511-1239 (242 amino acids)
Molecular function (GO): protein binding
Source: RefSeq, a predicted model, not a curated record
CCUGCUGCUAGGUUAGUUCUCCUAAAUUUCCACUUUAAUUCUUCUAACCUGCCACGUUACUUAUUCUGACCUGCCACGUUGCUUUUGAUAAGCCACUUAAGCAAACAUUGACCGUUCGAGGAGUGAUGUUCUUUUUCUGCUGCAAUUACCUCCACAAGGUACUAGCUAGCUAGGCCAGUUUGUCUCGCGACCAAGUCAACGGUUGUCACUAGUUAGCAUAGCCACAAAGUCGUAAAAAUUAAUGUAAUCUAAAAUGUUAAUCUUAAUUUAAAAUAGGGCAUAAAGUUAGGGUAAAAAUCAGAUUUUAGAAGAUACAUUGUAGAAAUAGGCGGAGUUUAGCCAUAAUUAUGGCUAAAAUCAGAUUUUAGAAGAUAAAUUGUAGAAAUGGGCGGGGUUUAGCCAUAAUUAUGACUUUGUUACUGUGGUAACUAGUGACGACCCAAGUGGUCAACGGUCAGGUUGACCACCAUAACAUCAAGUAUCGAGAGCAGCACUCAGCAGGCCGCAGAGAUGGACAGCACACAGGACGGACCGGAUAUUGUCACCAAACCCAUCAUAAUUCUGGGCACUGUUACCAGAGACAGAAGGUUUCUGCACUGGGUAGGCCAAGUGCUAAAGCUGAAGUGGCUGAAGAACAAGAGCCAAGAAGAGGUCAAAGUGAUGAUCGGGGAGCUGCUGCCCUCCUUCGCCUGUGGAUGUGUGGAGAACAAUGACUUCCUCUCCCUGCAGGAGAUCCUGGAGAGGAUGGAUGUGAACUGUGGGGACUAUGACGGCACCACCCCCCUCCACAAGGCCUGUGAGAAGGGCAGGCUGGAUAUGGUCAAGUACCUGAUGGGUAAAGGAGCCAGCACCCAGCUCAAAGACCGCUUUGGAUACACACCGCUUCACCUGGCCAUCAAGAACCGGCACUUUGACAUCAUCCGCAUCCUGCGUCUGAAAGGAGCCCCUCUGUCUUUGGAGCUUGUGAGGAUCGGGCUGGAGCUGAUCAAGGUUGUCCAGAACAAGGACUACCAGCUGUUGCAAGCCUGGUACCUGUCUGGAGUGAACCUGGACCAGUGUGACUAUAACGGCCGUACAGCGCUGCACAUUGCAGUCAGGCUGAGGGAGAGGACCAUGGUGUCCAGGCUGCUGGAGUACGGAGCCACCCCUCUGGAGAGUGACAUCUGGGGUUGGACUGCAGUGGACGAGGCCCAGAACAACCUGCCCAGCAUCCUGAAGCUGUUCCACCCCUUCACUUAGCAGUUCCCCAAACAGGCCCAGAACAACCUGUUGCACCUGGCCAACAGGAUGAUCUGACCACUUCCAGUGUACACCUCCCCAGGAAAUCCAUCCUUUUUAAUCCAGCCAACAACCCUAGACAAUAGAGUUCAUUCAGUGUUCAUUGUUAUCAUACAAUGCUUUGCCUAUUGAUAAAGGAUUAUACUAACAAUCCCCUUUAAUGUUUUGUACCCAACAGCAUGACACUUUUACAAAGGCUUUGUUUUGCACUGUUUAUUUCAUUUACUCCAGAGAUUAACUUGUACAACUGGAUCUGUCAUUAGGGAAUGUCAACAUGGAAGGGAGGGACCAGUAAAACCAGACAACCCAGCUCAAUAAUUUCCUGCUUUGUGU